Pomacea canaliculata is the source of this 747-nucleotide messenger RNA. RefSeq lists its product as uncharacterized. Gene Ontology annotation, molecular function: G protein-coupled receptor activity. Gene Ontology annotation, cellular component: membrane. The record is from RefSeq and is a predicted model, not a curated record. Gene Ontology annotation, biological process: G protein-coupled receptor signaling pathway. Lineage: Eukaryota; Metazoa; Mollusca; Gastropoda; Architaenioglossa; Ampullariidae. The transcript has a single exon. The coding region runs from base 1 to 747 and encodes 248 amino acids.
AUGUCCGCGUCCAUCUUAGUGACCAUGACAGCCCAAAAGGCGACCAGUAUUUUGUGGCCGCACAAGGUGAAGGUCGUGUUCUCGGCAAGGUUCGCCAAGACCUUAAUGAGCGGCGUUCUCGCAUUUUUCAUCGUCCUUAAUUCUCAUCUCUUGUAUGGCAUGACACUGACUUUGCCUUUAAAUGCCACGACACCCAAGUGUUUUGACAUGUACAUUGGUUCUGACUAUGGACAUUUUUUCUACAACGUCUGGGGCUGGGUGGACACCGUCUUCUGUAGCCUCGCUCCUGUCGUCCUUCUCUUAGUCUCUAACUCCGUGCUCAUCUGGAAGGUGGGUCAGUCUCUACAAGAGGCCAGAAAACGGUUUUCGGCAGGAAACACAGAUCAGUUACGUGCACGUGAGAAGAAAACGUCGUCCAUGACAGUGACGUUGAUUGCAAUAUCCGUUACAUUUCUGCUUCUGACGUCACCAUUUUCUGUGUACUUAAUAUUCAGGGAAAGAUUCUUUGAUAGCGCGGAUAAGGAACAGUACAUCGCCGAUGCUAACGACCUUACCUACGCUGUUUUACAUUUCUUGUGGAUUGGCAACAACGCCGCGACCUUUUACCUCUAUUGUCUGACCGGCGCAAAAUACCGAGAGAAGUUUGUGAGUGUCGUGUUCCGGAAUAGAAUUAAGAAGCGAGUUGUAGAAAAAUCUACAAACACACUUGAGGGUCGCUGUCAGGUCGCUAUUCUCAGCGGUCCAUAG